CAGCAGGCAACCUUCGCCGUGCUCUGUGCUCUGGUGCUCUGGUGCUUACUCUGCUGGGGUACGUGCGAUUGUGGCUUUGUCUUCUGGCUCGAGGCACCAAGGACAGCAGUGCCCUGGCCCUGAAACAGUGUCAGCGGGGGUUACUUCGAAAACGGGGGUCGGCGGCGCUAUGAUACAGCAGUAGCGCAGAGGGCGGUGGUGGUCUCAAAAAGCAUGACCGUCGUAACGCCAUGCUGACAUAGCAUAGUUGCCCACCUCCUCGUGGAGAACCGUGUUCUUUGGCCGGGGGCACCAGCUACGGCCGUGUUCUGAGAGGGGUAGGGGCUGGAUCGGCCGAUUGAUUAAGAGUCCCUCUUGGCGGGUCGAUUGUGGGUGCCACAGAAAGCGAGAGCCCCAAGGCAACUCGAGUAUUGGUCGGAGCUGUAAGCUGUACAACCGGUUCAGUCUCGGGCGGAAUCGUACAGCCACCGUCAAUGCCUCCUGGGGAGGAACCCUCCCUUGAUCAUCAUCGAGACGGGUCGGAAAAGGGGCCAGCGGUUGCGAAAGACAGCUUCGGGUUUAGCACGGACCAGCACGGACAACAGCAGCGCCCGGACGAAAUCGGCAGCGAACCACUAGCCGCGAGCGGAAGCGGCGCCGGCGCCGGGGGUUUGUUGCUGCCCGCGAGGCGUUCCGUGGCGGAGGCGGUGGUUGUUGUUGUGCCCCCUAGGCUUUUCGUGGCCGCCGCCGGCGAAGGGAUCAGGCCGGAAGGGGGGUUCUCCGCGAGGAGCACGGCGGACCGGCGUUCUCCGGAACGCUACGCGGCACGCGCUGCGAAGCGUUCUGUGUUCGGGACAGAUUCCCUCCAGAGGCGACAGCCGCCACCGCCGCAACCAACGACCACCGACGGGCAACAGCAGGAAGCGCCGCUCGGAGGGACCCAUUCGGAAAGGAGGGCUUUGGUUGAAAGGUUGUUGCCGGAAAGCUCCUCCGUGGACUCCUUCGAAUCUUCGGACGGGUUGCUGUUGCCGGACUCCUACACGGGUCCUCGCGGUCUCGAUUUGGUCCGCGGCGACGGCGGCGGCGGCGGCCGUAGCGGUGGUGGCCCGAGCGGGGUGGGAGUGCUAGGGUUUUCGGACGCGGACGAGUUCGCCGAGGCGGAGCUUACUCCUGCUGCUGCUGGGGAGGAGGGAGAGGCGUUGUUCACGCCAAUGCGGGAUAACUCGACCGAGAUGUGGGCGAUGUCGAGAGCCUCCAGGUUUCUAUCCGUCGCGGCGUUUUGGGCGUCGCACACUUGUUCCGUGUACGCCACGAAGGCCCUCCUGUCGCGUCCAGGCAGGACCCUUCGUACUGUCGUGCUCAUCACUUGGUUCCAGUGCCUGGUGAGCUUCAUGCUGGUUCUGUCGCUAGGAACCCUCGGAGAUCGCCAGGACUCCAGGAAGGGGGCAUGGCGAAGCGGGCUGCUGACCGAGAUGGCCCGGGCCCUGCCGCCGAACGCUCUCUUGGGCGGGUGGAACUCCAAGAGCUUGCUUGGGGGAGGUGCCGAGGCGGUGGGCUUGGCUUCGGUGCUCUUCUCCCUGGCCGUCUUCGCCGAUAACGCCUGCCUGGGGGUCGUCAACGCCUCGUUCUUUCAGGUUGCCAGAGCCCUCACCCUCCCGUUCGUCACCGUUAUGGGAGCUGUUGGAUCCAGAGCGCUGCCGCCCCGGGAUCUGCUGCUCCCGUGCGUGCUCUGUGUGGUGGGAUUCUCUCUGGGAGUUCAGUCGCAGACGCCGGAGGCCUUUGCUGACGGGACCUCGAUGGGGGUCAUGGCCAGCCUGCUGACGGCCGCGUACACCCGACUCCUGGCUCGUGCGGAACCGAGGGAGGCGUGGCGAGUGACGUACGUGACCAACAGAAACGCCUCGGUAAUUCUCGUGCCCGUGGCGGUAUACGUGGGCAUGGGAGACCCGAACGAUUUUUCGGGAGAGCCCUUCUUGCUCAAAGAUGGCAGCACGAUUCUUUUGGCGGUGAUGGCGACCUUGCUUCCCGCAGUUGCCGGGGUUUGCACCAUGUGGCAGGCGCAGGCACGGCUGGGGGCCCGGGGAUUGGCGGCCUCUUCGGUGGGCCGCGCGGCAUUCUCGCACCUCCUAGCAUUCCGCGUUUUUGGCAACGCCAAGGUGCUGAUCGGAGAGGUCGGCUGCUGCUUGGUGCUCACCGGGCUGGCGCUGUACGCAUCGUGCAGAGGAGGAGCCGCCGUGGCGCAAGCCGGCAACGUGGCCGUGCCCGGGGCGGCCCGCGAACACUUCUUGCCCGCCUCCUCCUCCUCGCCGUCCGUCCCGGCCCCGUCUGCCUCGCCGCCGUCGGAUACGGCUUCGGCUUCGGCGCCGUCGCCGGCAGGAGGGGCGGGAACAAAGCCCGGUCAUCAUCGCCUCGGCAAGAGGAAGGCCCCCCCGUUGCUAGGGAGGAAGACGUCCGGCCCGGCGUUUGGCGACGACAAAGAGGUGGAGUUCAACAGCCGCGAAGGCGGCGUCAACGGUAGGGAGGGGGCAACACCCGUCAAGCACCGAAGGCAUUUCCCGGGGGUGGGGAGAGGGGGUGGCGCCUUCCCCACGAGCUGGAGCAAGGAGGAUGAUAGAGCCGCUGGCGACGAUACCGUGGCGGCGGUCGAGGAGGGCGGGGGUACCUACAGAGACGAAGCUUCAUUCGAACGGCAUGAGUCCGAGAUAUCUCGGCCGCAGUUGUAGCGGCGACGGAGGUGGCAGCGUCGGCAUCAGCCAGAGCAACCGGCAAGGGGCCGCAGGUACAGUUCACACGCAAAGAGUUGGAUCGGCAUGGGCGACGGUGGGCGGGGUGAGAUCGGGACUACAUUUGAGUUUUUUAGCUGCCGUGCAGGUUGCUCGUUUGGAUUGGAGCUGAGCGUAAUUUCUUCGUGAUCGUCGGUGGGUUUCAAUUGGUGACGUUUUUUCUCCUGCAGCCGUGGUGGUGUUGGAGGCGGGGAUGAAUGUUGAACUAUUUGUUGUGUAUUGAGCUCCAUGGACGUCGCAUGCGAUUGAAUGGUGGAUUGAGCCAGAAGCGGCGAGUGUUCGGUGAUGUGCUUGUUACUCUACGCGUUUCGUGCUCCUCGACACCACUCUUGCCGACACGAGAGAGGGUGGGUUGGCAGUGGGUCCCGAUGUCCAGGCAGGAUGGCUCACGGACCAUUGUUUGGCUGUUGGUACCAAGCGUCGCCGUCCCGUGGUUGUCGGUGAUAAUUUUACUGUACCCUUUCGGCGUGGUUGGUUUGGGUUGGCGCACGGACAUUGUAAGCACACGUGGUGGUAAACAGUCUUAGGUGAUAUAGCGUGGUUACUUCCUGUGGUCCGCUUCUCUUGUUUGUGUAAAAUGUUGAUAGUCAUAGGCCCCGCGCAUGCUGUUGCAAGCGCCCUCGUGUAACUUGUUGCAGUUGAUUUGAUUAGAUCGGGCUUACUUGCUUCACAGGGUGCGAGGAUAGGUUCUUCAGGUCUUCUUGUUUGGCGCGGUGUUCCUUUUUUAGUAUUUUUUUUGAAUCGGUUGAACGUGAGCUUCCCACUGGUUGUGGUUGUAAGACUUGUUCCAGGGACACCCGUUUUCGCUGCGUGCAUGUCGGGCUACAUGCAGUUUGGUCUUGCCGCCGCAGUUCCUUCGCAAUGGUUAAAAAACCCUUCGCAAGGGUAAACAAAUACUUGAGCCCUCUUGGUUGUGCAGAGUUACAGCAAGUGCUGGCCAAGCCGGCUCGUUAGUAGCAUAUCUUCACAAGGAUUCGAGGGUCCGGUAGUGUAAGUAAAUUAAGCAUCUCUUCGUAAUAUAUUAUUGUUCCAGCCGCCGACACCACGCUGCUCCUACUUCCCAUGUGGUAGC
Messenger RNA from Ectocarpus sp. CCAP 1310/34, 3834 nucleotides. NCBI's taxonomy places the organism in Eukaryota, Phaeophyceae, Ectocarpales, Ectocarpaceae. The record is from the annotation of a GenBank genome assembly.